AUGUCAACUGGAAGUGGAGCAGCCGCCGAGAGCGAGCAAGAGAUUAUUACCAAGUCUCAACUCGCCGCUCGACACUUGAUUAUGAACCGACCAAAGCGCCUUAACGCCCUUAACUGGAAUAUGAUCAACGCUAUGAAACCACAGCUGGAGGCGUGGGAAAAUUCCGACCUGGCGAAAGUCGUGUUACUGAAAGGUAGUGGUGGCAAGGGCUUUUGUGCAGGAGGUGAUGUUCGAACCGUCAUCGAGCUAUCUGCCAAAAACGAUCCUCAAGCACUCAAGUUCUUCGAAGACGAAUACAAGGUCGAUCAUUACAUUGCCACCAUGACUACUCCAUUUGUUUCAGUAAUGGACGGAAUCACCAUGGGUGGAGGUGUGGGAUUGUCUGUGCACGCACCAUUCCGUAUUGCAACUGAAAACACACUGUUUGCUAUGCCCGAGACAGCUAUAGGAUUCUUCCCCGAUGUUGGAGGUAGUUUCUUUUUGCCUAGACUUGAUGGUCAUAUUGGAGCAUACCUCGGUAUGACCGGCAAGCGUCUAAAGGGGUUGGAUGUUCUCUAUGGAGGUAUUGCAACACAUUAUGUCCCAUCCAAUCGCUUGUCUGAAUUAGAGGCAAGGCUAUCUGAGCUGGAGACAUCCAAUUUUGAUGUGAUCAACGAUGCCAUCGAAGAGUUUACCGAAAAUGACACAGCUGAAUCUUUCAUUCUCGAUCCCGAAACACGCAAGUCCAUUAACAAGAUUUUUGGAAAGAAGACUGUAGAGGACAUCAUGGCUGCGUUGGACAAGGAGGAGUCGGCUUGGGCUAAAGAAACAAAGGAUACGUUGCUCAAGAUGUCACCUAGCUCCCUCAAGAUCACAUUAGAACAAGUCAGACAAGGCGCACAAAAGAGCAUUAUAAGCUGCUUCAAAAUGGAGUAUGGCAUGGUCCAACAAUCUCUCGCUGACCACGACUUUGCUGAGGGCGUCACUGCAUCGUUGGUCAACAAGACCGCACCAAAAUGGCAACCCAGCACUCUUGCUGAGGUCAAUACCAAAGAUGUCUUGAAAAAGUACUUUAACACACCACCAGCUCAUGAUCUCGAACUCCUGUCCGACAAAGACUACAGCCAAUACCCUCACCGCAAGUAUUCCCUUCCCUCAGAGAAUGAUAUCAAGCUUGUCGUGACUGGUGAAGCUCCCGACAUUGGCGAUUAUGCGCUUAGCGAAAAUGAAGUAGUCGACUGGUUCCUCAAGGAACGCAAAGGCAAGCGUGGUGUCGCUGAGAAAGUCAAGGCUGUGCUCAAGCAGAAUACCAAUGUUGUUGGAGAGGGUGAAGCACAGAGCUUGAAAUGGAUCUAUUAA
Messenger RNA from Umbelopsis ramanniana AG, 1338 nucleotides. RefSeq lists its product as uncharacterized. Gene Ontology annotation, molecular function: 3-hydroxyisobutyryl-CoA hydrolase activity. The transcript is spliced from 7 exons. NCBI's taxonomy places the organism in Eukaryota, Fungi, Mucoromycota, Umbelopsidomycetes, Umbelopsidales, Umbelopsidaceae. The record is from RefSeq and is a predicted model, not a curated record. The coding region runs from base 1 to 1338 and encodes 445 amino acids. Gene Ontology annotation, cellular component: mitochondrion. Gene Ontology annotation, biological process: L-valine catabolic process.